GCUAAUGCUGCAGCCCCAGCCCCAGCCCGGCGGGCUCCAGUCCUGCGGGGGCCGAGCACCAUGGCCAGGAAGGUGAUCGCGGUGCUGCUGCUGCUCUGCUUCAUCGGCGUGGUGGGCAUCCUGCUGCUGUGCCUGCCCACCAGGGACCUGCGGGAGCCGCCGGCCUUCAAGUAUGGAAUCGUUCUGGACGCCGGCUCCUCCCACACUGCCAUGUUCAUCUACAAGUGGCCUGCGGACAAAGAGAAUGACACUGGGAUCGUCAGCCAGCACAGCAUGUGCGACGUGGAAGGUGGCGGGAUCUCCAGCUACGCAGAGAACCCCCCGGCCGCCGGCAAGAGCCUCAAGCAGUGUCUCGACCAGGCUGUGAGCGACGUCCCCAAGGAAAGGCAUCCGCUCACCCCCCUCUACCUGGGGGCCACCGCUGGCAUGAGGCUGCUGAACCUCACUGACCCCCAGGCUUCAGACAGAGUCCUCAGUGCAGUGACCUCGACGCUGAAGUCGUACCCCUUUGACUUUCGGGGGGCAAAAAUUCUGUCGGGUGAAGACGAGGGGGUGUUUGGCUGGGUCACAGCUAACUAUCUCCUGGAGAACUUCAUCAAGUACGGCUGGAUCGGGCAGUGGUUCCGGCCAAAGAAACCCACAUUGGGGGCCAUGGAUUUGGGUGGAGCCUCGACCCAGAUCACCUUUGAAACCCAGGAGCCGAUUGAGGACCCCCAGAACGGGAUGACGCUGCGGCUCUAUGGGCAGACGUACACGGUGUACACCCACAGCUUCCUGUGCUACGGCAGGGACCAGAUCCUCAGCAGGAUGCUCUCCAAGGUCAUGAAGGCUGACGGCUACAAAACAAACAUGUCCAACCCCUGCUGGCCCAAAGGCUACCAAAGGAACUUCAAACUCCAAGACGUCUACGACUCUCCCUGCACGGCAGCUGAGAAGCCUGACAGCUACGAUCCUCAACGUACCAUCGACAUGAGCGGAUCCGGGGACACCGCCCAGUGCCGCUCGCAUGUGGAAAGUCUCUUCAGCUUCACCAGCUGCAGCUUCACCAACUGCUCCUUUGAUGGGGUUUUCCAGCCCGGCCUUUCAGGAAACUUCAUUGCCUUCUCUGCCUUUUUCUACACGGUGGAUUUUAUCCAGACAGUGAUGAAGAGACGCGUGGCCUCGCCAGACGACCUUAACACUGCUGCCGAAGCCAUCUGCAGUGCCACCUGGACCGAGCUGCUGCCAAAAGCUCCAGACCAGAAGAAGUGGUUGCAGGAUUACUGUGCGGUUGCCAACUUUGUUUAUUUGGUGAUCACCAAGGGCUACCGCUUCGAUGAGAGCUCUUUCCCCAACAUCGCCUUCCAGAAAAAGGCUGGGGACACUUCCAUCGGCUGGGCCCUGGGCUACAUGCUGAACCUCACCAACAUGAUCCCGGCUGACGAAGUGGGCUUUCGAAAGGGCGCAAACUACAGCUCCUGGGUCGUCCUCAUCCUUCUCUUCGUGGCUGUAAUCCUGAUGGCACUGGGGACAGCGUUCUGCCUGCUCCGGUCCGGCAAGCAGCACCGCACCAUGUAGGACGGGGGCGGGAGAGACAUGGCUCCCUGGAGCUGACGUGAGCUCUACUGAUCCUGGCAGGUGGCCCAGCAUCCUACAUACUUCAGAUGUGAGCGUUUCCUGGAGGCCCUGUCCCUCCCCCUGCCUGUUUGUAGCCCUGAGGGAAACCAGUCCUGUUGCCUUUCUUUCCUCCCUGAUUGGAAGCCGGAGAAGUGGACAGAAGAGGAGAACUGACACCCAGGGAGCUGCAUGAGGAGCAAAUGUAAAUGGUUUCCUAGUGCAUCCCCUUUGGUGCAUCCUGGAGCAGCAGCAGAGCCUGGACAGCCAGAUCUGGGGUGUUCUCCUUUGCCUGCUGCCAGAGGGAGACCAGACACAUAGUAAACGGCCAGCAGCAGCCAGCAGGCGACUGGCUCUGUGCAAAGGAAGGGAGGUUUUUAUACUCACAUCCAAGGGGUGGGGUUCGGGGUGGAGAGGGUUACUUACCUAAGCGUCUGUGGAAGGCUCUUCCCUCUAGCCCCCCUGCCUGGAGCCCUGUCCUGUCCCUUCCAGGGAUUUUGUGACUUGGGGUCCUGGGUAUUAUCCAGGGACCUGCACUAUCUUCCCUGAGCAAGGGCCAAAUCACAGCCCCCAGGAAGUCUCUGGGAGUUUGGCCAUUGAUCUCCGUGGUAUUUGUGUCUCUCCCAGGGCCCGGGAAGCCCCUCCAUCUCUGCGGAGCAGUGCUGCCCGCGCCAGGCUCUGGCAAUCCGGGUGGCUUCCACUCUUAGCACCACAACUCUGCCUUGCCUCUUUUGUUUGUUUACAAUUGGCGCUGCUCCUAGCCAAUCCUUCCUGCCAAGGGGGAGGUUUUAAGACUAAGGGUGGGGGUGGAGCCUGAGUAGGUGUGUAAUUCAACAGGGGGUGCCCUGAGUACCUUAGGGAGCAUCAUAAACCAGCCCCCUGGCGUGAUGGAGAAAAUUCUCAGGGCUCCCUCGCACAGCACUGAGACCUGAGACCUUCUCUGAGCUGCCAGCUAAGACACACCAAGCCAGGGCAUGGUGAGACCCAAACCUUCCACCCCCAGCCUAAUCAGCCUGGGGACAGGGAGGGUCUGUCUUUAAUUCCAGAUAAGAUCAAAUAGGGAUUUGUGUGUUUUAAUGCUCACAAAACAAUGUAACAAUGUAAACCCAGGGGAGGAUUUUAGAUGAAAAGGCAAAUAAACUUUGUUAAAGGGCAGCUACCCUGAGACACCUGUAGGGUGGUGGAGACUGGAUAACACUGAGCUCUUCCAAACGUUUCCUGAGGCAAAGCUGCGAGCUUGCAGCAGCGCUGCUGUGACUGGGUGUGACUGCACUCCUGGUAAGGACAACAGGCAGCCUAGGCGAUAUUUAUGCCUUUGGGGAGCUCAGCUGACAGGGUCACCUCUGUCAGGGGUUCUCAGGAUAUUGUGCAGCUCUGCCAAAGCACAGAGCUGGGUCUUCUUUGGAAAUGUGUAUAUAAUAGAAUUGGAAGAGAAAAUAGGAAAUUGCUGCUGAUAAAAUCCAGGUCAAUAUUUGAAAAUGUGAAGAGAAUGUCACAGUCUUGAAAUUUAUCAGGGUGGAAAGAUCAGCUCACUGCAGAGUAAGAGCUUAUACUAAAUAUAAUCACACAGUGGUGAAUUUAUCACAAACUGUAAUCCCACUAAUAAAUGUCUAUCCUCAGUCUGUUCACUAAGCAGGUGAUUUCGGUACUAAGAUGGUAGGGAUGCUAUAGUUUGCCAGUCCAGUUACAUGCCAGUCAAUUUAAGCAACAAUGAAAGAUAUAUUCCAAUCAAAACUGAGCACACCCAGCAAUAAUUCUGUGAUUACUGUUUGGAAGUUUAGACACUUAGUUACAAAAAAUCAAUUUAAAUGAAAAUGGCCUUCCCAGCUACUUAUAGCCCAGAGCUAAUCAUCUCCUCCCUAAAUCCAUGACUAUUGAAUGCUCAUACCAUGGACUGAACCUCACUCUCUGUGUGAAACAGUUUCAUGUUAUUUCAAGUUUCUCCCAAUAUUCCCUAAUAGAUGUAACAAAAAAUGAUAUAAACUGCAGCCCAAUGCCAGGAUUCCUGCGAGUUCCUCUGCUGCUUUAGUUUACACACAGAUUAAAACAAUGACACCUUGUUGUUUUAAAAAAAUUCACUUUCUGCUCCUGUAUCUUUUGCCUAAGAAGUCAUCACUUUUUUGUAACCGCAUCCCAGGAUGCAUUUAGGCUUUGAUUGCUCUAAAGCUGGGUGCUUGCUCUCAAAUAGCUUUAUUCUGCUGGGCAGCACAGGGCCAGUUCAAUCAACUUUACAGCCAACUCUUGAAACAAGUUUUCUGCCUCAAACCUUUUCUGUCACUGGCUGAUUUUGAUUCCUUCUGUGGCUCACCCCGGCGCAGCCCCAUUUCCAGUGAGGAGAUGGCGCUGUCCAAUGUGAGCUCUUUAGCUGUCAUCUUUCAGCAAUCCAGUGAGACAAACCGAGGCAGCUCUCUUGUGAUUUGACAACUGGACAUCCGUUGCUCUGGGCGUGGCUUCAGGACAAGAGAGUUCUUUACUUGAAACCCCAGGGUGGAUUUUUCCAAUAUGCAGUUCAGCCCCGAUGGGAUACCUGCUAGGGACACCCUGUUUUUAUGGACAGUGGGUGUUUUUUAAAUAAACUUCAUUUUCCUCGGGCUCUGGCCAGCUGAGAAGGCGAGUCCUGCCAAUGACUGUCCCCUAACAAACAGGGCCAGCUUUGACUCUGCUCUUCAGCCAGUCUGGCUGUGUUCCUUGGUGGGUUUUAGAUUUGGUCCAGCUCACUCCUGUACAUUACUUUUACAAAGGAGGGGGUGACACUGUGGGUGCCUUUACUCCUCCUUUGUAGACGGCCCCCUUCUGCGGCACUAACCCACACAGCGGGGUUGGCUGUGCAAAAAGAAGUGGAGCUUGGGAGGCUUCUCCCUGACCCAUAGUAGCCAAUAUGGGGUGAUUACUUGCCCCUUACUGACUCCAUCCGUUCGCUUCUCUUCUGCUCAUGAAACCUUUAUUAAAACAAGAUGGAAAUGUCAUGUUGUGUGUCUGGUUUGAUUUGAUUAAAAACCCGGGCCGCCUUCAACCAGAAAGUUGUCAAGAGACCCGCUU
Molecule: messenger RNA, 4632 nt
Organism: Mauremys mutica (yellowpond turtle)
Lineage: Eukaryota; Metazoa; Chordata; Testudines; Geoemydidae
Gene: ENTPD2
Product: ectonucleoside triphosphate diphosphohydrolase 2
Exons: 9
Coding region: 61-1557 (498 amino acids)
Biological process (GO): nucleoside diphosphate catabolic process
Cellular component (GO): plasma membrane
Molecular function (GO): GDP phosphatase activity; UDP phosphatase activity
Source: RefSeq, a predicted model, not a curated record